AUGGCACUCACAGCUCACGAGCUUGCGCAAUUGCGAGUCGCACUACAAGAUGCGGUAGUAAGAUGCUCAGAGCGCUGCCUGUAUCAAUCGGCAAAAUGGGCGGCGGAGCUGUUGACAUCGCUCCCUGACCCAACAGACGAGGAGCUGCAAAACGAGGACGUCGAGCAGCCACACCUGUCCCCCGUUUUCCUGCCGAACCAGGACCCGGAGGAGGCGCGGCUCGAAUCCAGGGAGCUGAGCAGGUAUCUCCUCGCCAAGUCGCUCUUUGACUGCCGCGAGUAUGACCGCUGCGCCGCCAUCUUCCUGCCCGACGCUCUCUUCUCCACCGUGCUCGGCUCGCGGACAGACGUGGGCAGCAGCUCGCCGAGCAAGAGCAAGAGCAAAGCGAAAGCGGCAGAGGCCAGGCCUGUCUCUCCCUUGCCGCUGAUGAGUCAAAAGAGCCUGUUUCUCGCCCUCUACGCCAAGUUUCUCUCGGGCGAGAAGCGAAAGGCGGAAGAUUCCGAAAUGGUGACGGGGCCGCAGGAUCUCGGCACUGUUGUGAAUAAACAACUUCUCGCGGUGGGAAGCUAUCUGGCAUCGUGGUUUGAAGCAAAGACUGUUGAUAAUGAAGUGGUCGGGAGCCAGGGCUGGUUGGAAUAUCUAUACGGUAUGGUGCUUGCCAAAGAAAAGAAUGACAAAAGGGCUCUCGGGUUCUUUCUGCAAAGUGUGCACAAGUUUCCCAUGAACUGGGGCUGCUGGCUAGAAAUUACAUCACUGACCGCGAGGAGCGAAGACUUGGAUCGAAUAUCUCGACACUGUCCGCAGAAUAUCAUGUCAUACAUGUUCCACCUACAUACGUCGCUCGAGCUGUACCAACAUUCAGCAAGCCUGGCCACCUCACUCGAGCAGCUUAUGGCUAUUUUCCCAACCUCAUCUUUUCUUCUCACUUGUAAUGCGUUGUUGGCAUAUCACGAGAAGGAUCUUCUGUUAGCGGAACAACACUUUAGCCGCCUACUCUCCUUGCACCCACAUCGCCUAGAUUCCUUGGAUCACUACUCUAAUAUUCUGUACGUUCUGAAUCUUCGACCGAAACUCGCCUUCUUAGCACAUCUUUGCUCGAGUGUGGACAAGUUUCGGCCAGAAUCUUGCGUCGUCAUUGGAAACUACUACUCGCUGCUCUCCAUGCACGAGAAGGCCGUCCAGUAUUUUCGCCGCGCUUUGACGCUAGACAGAACUUGUCUGUCAGCCUGGACGCUGAUGGGUCACGAAUAUGUCGAGCUCAAGAAUACGCACGCAGCCAUUGAAUCAUAUCGCCGCGCAGUAGAUGUUAACCGACGCGACUACCGUGCCUGGUAUGGACUCGGUCAGACAUACGAAAUGCUCGAGAUGCACACGUAUUCGCUCUGGUACUACAAGAAAGCCGCGGGUCUGCGGCCGUGGGACGGCAAGAUGUGGAUGGCUGUUGGAUCAUGCUUGCAAAAGAUGGGGAGAGACCGCGAUGGCAUCAAAGCCCUGAAACGUGCUUUGCUCGCCGAUGCCUACUACGAUGCUGGCAGUAGCUUUGGCAACAAUGGUGGUUUCGGCUCACACGCGGCGACAGCACACAUGGAUCCCGAAAUUCUCCUGCAGAUUGCAACCAUGUACGAGCAGCUUGGCGAGGAGGAGGAAGCGAAGUCAUACAUGGAACUUUGCGUAGGGCAAGAGGAUGGCGGCAACCCGGCGGGCAGAGAUGCAGACGGUUCGGCUAUUGACCCGUCCCGUUCGCAGAAUGACUCGCCUGGAGGAUCAGACGAUGGCGAGCGUGAGGAAGGGCGCACUGAGGGGACGGGUGUCACAGCCGCGACAAGCAAGGCGCGCAUGUGGCUGGCCCGUUUCGCUAUGCGCACCUCGGAUUAUACAGUUGCUCACCGGCUCGCAACGGAGCUUUGCCAGGACGGUGUCGAGGUGGAAGAGGCCAAGGCUCUUGUGCGUGAAGUCCGCUCGCGCCUGGAUGCUUCGGAAAGAAUAUUGUCAUGA
Cordyceps militaris CM01 is the source of this 1995-nucleotide messenger RNA. RefSeq names its product anaphase-promoting complex subunit CDC23. Gene Ontology annotation, biological process: cell division. Lineage: Eukaryota; Fungi; Ascomycota; Sordariomycetes; Hypocreales; Cordycipitaceae. The coding region runs from base 1 to 1995 and encodes 664 amino acids. Gene Ontology annotation, molecular function: protein binding. The transcript is spliced from 4 exons. The record is from RefSeq and is a predicted model, not a curated record. Gene Ontology annotation, cellular component: anaphase-promoting complex.